Molecule: messenger RNA, 2176 nt
Organism: Synchiropus splendidus (mandarinfish)
Lineage: Eukaryota; Metazoa; Chordata; Actinopteri; Syngnathiformes; Callionymidae
Gene: ulk3
Product: unc-51 like kinase 3
Exons: 17
Coding region: 138-1547 (469 amino acids)
Biological process (GO): peptidyl-serine phosphorylation; autophagy; autophagosome organization
Cellular component (GO): autophagosome; cytoplasm
Molecular function (GO): protein serine/threonine kinase activity; ATP binding
Source: RefSeq, a predicted model, not a curated record
AUUCUCUUGUCAUUUGUUUCGUGACGUUCACAUUUUUCCAGCUGUGAUUUUAUACGAAGCCCCAAAUAUUUUUUCCUUCAAAUGUAUGACCAAAGAUGGCAGUAAGACGCCCAGACCUGUGUUAAAAGUGGGCCAGAAUGGCCUCAUCGUCCGGAUUUGCACCACCUAAAUUAGAGGACUUCAUUCUUACAGAACGGCUGGGUAGUGGAACCUAUGCCACUGUGUAUAAAGCCUACAGAAAGGCUAACAACAGGGAGGCGGUUGCUGUGAAGGUGGUGGAAAAGAAAACCUUAAACAAAGCCUCAACUGAGAACCUGCUUACAGAAAUAGAAAUCCUCAAGACUGUGAAACAUCCCCAUAUAGUUCAACUGAAAGACUUUGUGUGGGAUUCCCAGAACAUUUAUCUCAUUUUGGAAUGGUGUUCUGGAGGAGAUCUGUCCCGAUUCAUUCGCAGUCGCAGGAUCUUACCUGAGAGGGUUGCCAGACGUUUCCUACAGCAAAUUGCUUGUGCUCUUCAGUUUCUUCAUGAGCGAAAUAUCUCUCACUUGGACUUGAAGCCCCAGAAUAUACUGCUGAGUGGAUCUGUGCUCAAACUGGCAGACUUUGGCUUUGCCCAGUAUAUGUCGCCAUGGGAUGAGAAGAGUGUCCUCAGAGGGUCUCCACUGUAUAUGGCUCCUGAAAUGGUGUGCAGGCGUCAAUAUGACUCCAGAGUGGACCUCUGGUCCGUUGGGGUUAUUCUCUUUGAGGCACUGUUUGGGAAGGCGCCAUUCGCAUCAAAGUCAUACGCAGAAUUGGAGGAAAAGAUCCGCAGUAACCAACCAAUUGAGCUUCCCCCAGGGGUCAAAGUGUCCAAGGAAUGCCGGGACCUUCUGCUGCGGCUCUUGGAGAGAAAUCCAGAUGCCCGGAUCACCUUUGCAGAGUUCUUUACCCACCCCUUUGUGGAUCUGGAGCACAUGCCAAGUGCCGAGAGCUUAGGCAAAGCGAAAAAGUUGGUCAUGCAGGCGGUUCAGAAGGACCAGGAAGGAGACCGGACUACUGCACUCUCUCUCUACUGCAGUGCCCUUGAGCACUUUGUCCCUGCUAUUUUCUACGAAACGGACCGGCAACGCAAGGACUCCCUACGGCAAAGGGUCAGCCAAUAUGUGUCCAGAGCUGAGGAGCUGAAAGCGCUCGUGGCGUCCGACAACAAGCUCAGCUUUGAGGAGGGCCAAAGCUCCAGGGAUGUCCUUCGAGAAAUGUCCAGAGAUCAACCUCGCCUGCUGGCUGCUCUCAGCAUUGCAACUGCUGCUGUUUCGAAGGAGGAGAGUGGAAUGGAAGACCAAGAGGCCUUGGACAUGUACCAGCAGAGCUUAGGUGAACUUCUCUUGGCUCUAGCAGCGGAGCCCCAGGGCCGCAGACGAGAGCUACUACACAAUGAGAUAAAAAGGCUCAUGAGCAGAGCUGAAUACCUCAAAGAGAACAUCAAGAUGCUGGAGACUCAGAAGGCUGUUUCGCUGGACGGAGAACCUCUUGCUGACUCCGUCAGAAGCUCUUGCUGCGUGCAGUGAAGUGGAAUGAACUAAAGGAUCAACUUCCCUCGAAUCAAAGUACUUUAAACUGGAUCAUGAGCAGGUUGACUCCGUCACAUCUCUGUGUUUACCAUCAGACUUGGAAACUGAUAUUCUAUGGCCAGAUGCGACUCAUGUUUCGACUUCUGCAUGAGGCUUACACACAAGUUUGAAUGUCCCCGGUUCGUUCCUCCCUCACCCCACUGCCCCUCCUCCCGACACUUAGCAUUAAUAUGUAAAUGACAGACAGCUUGCAUGACAAUACCUCACUGUCAUGGUAAACCAGUCGCAGUGAUGCAUCAUGGGAGCAGAUUCUAAGCACUUUCAAGUGAAGUAUUAUGAAGUAGCUGCGCUGAGCUUGGCCCAGGUUUCUCUCAUGUCGAUCUGUCUUCAACACUUCUGUUCUUUACUCCUUGGUUUGACACUGUCUUGGGGCUUUAGGGAGUUUGUCUUAAUUCAAAACAAUAUUGCUCCUUAAGUCCUGUUUCUAAACUAAAAAAAAAUACCAGGAUGGAAAAGUGAAUUUAAUAAAUCAUGCAGAAAUGUGUACAUUCUACUGUGAUUUUUUUUUUAUUUGAACAUUUAUAAAGCUGUACUUUUAUAUUGUAUUUAUUGACAGCUGAGAAUAA